Coffea eugenioides is the source of this 1148-nucleotide messenger RNA. Its product is annotated as NADH kinase. The transcript has 5 exons. Bases 159 to 1100 code for a protein of 313 amino acids. Gene Ontology annotation, molecular function: NAD+ kinase activity. NCBI's taxonomy places the organism in Eukaryota, Viridiplantae, Streptophyta, Magnoliopsida, Gentianales, Rubiaceae. The record is from RefSeq and is a predicted model, not a curated record. Gene Ontology annotation, biological process: NADP+ biosynthetic process; NAD+ metabolic process.
ACAUCAAAGUCCUCCAUUUCUGGCCCGAGUUUGCCGCCAAAUCAAGCAAUCCCACUUGAAAAAUCCCAGUAAAGAUACAUAUUCACCUGUUUGGUGAAACAGCAAAAUCACAAUAUCCCUAUCAGAUUCGUUAAUAUAUUACAGUAGCAAGAUUGAAUAUGGCGAGGAGGCGGUUAUUGCUGCUUUUGAAGCCGUUAGAUGUGUACCCUUCUCACCAAUCAGACAAGCUCUCUCGCUUUACCAGCCCCAAAAUGACACAGGUCAUAAAUUAUCUAGACAAUAGGCGCACAGUUCACAGUAAUGCGAUAAACUUCUGUCAGAAUAUUUUGAAGAAAAAGUUUGUUGAUUGGGACACUGUUUAUAGGAGCAAUCUAUCUCAGCCAAUCCGUGAUGUAGAUCUGGUUGUCACUAUAGGAGGUGAUGGUACAUUGUUGCAGGCAAGCCAUUUCAUGGAUAAUUCAAUCCCAAUUCUCGGCAUAAAUUCAGACCCCACUAAAGCUGAAGAGGUGGAAGAACACAGUGAAGAUUUUGAUGCUACAAGGAGCACAGGCCAUCUAUGUGCAGCAACCAUUAAAAAUUUUGAACAGAUGUUGGAUGACAUCCUUGAGAAUCGGGCUGUACCUUCUGAAGUUGCAAGGAUGUCCAUAAAUGUCAACUCUAAACAGCUUUCAAUUUUUCCUCUUAAUGACGUUUUAAUUGCACAUCCAUGUCCUGCAACAGUCUCAAGAUUCUCAUUCAGAAUCUGGAGAGAAGGGGAGCAAUGUUCUCCUUUGCUGAACAGCCGAUCAAGUGGUCUGAGAGUGUCAACAGCUGCUGGAUCAACAGCUGCAAUGCUUUCUGCUGGUGGAUUUCGAAUGCCCAUUUUGUCUAGGGAUCUCCAAUACUUGGUGAGAGAGCCAAUAUCUCCUGGAGCCAACUCCAGUGUGCAUGGAGUUGUAAAGUCCAAUGAAUCUAUGGAAAUCAAAUGGUUUUCUGAAGAAGGGCUAAUCUACAUCGAUGGUUCCCACGUUGUGUUUUCUGUUCAAUUUGGGGACAUGAUUGAACUAUCUCCCAAGGCUCCAUCACUAAAUGUCUUUUUGCCUUCGCACUUCCUAUCAUAAAUUAUCCAUGAAUUUUCUGGGUAUAUUUGUACAAAAGAAAUAGACAUU